Molecule: messenger RNA, 339 nt
Organism: Linum trigynum
Lineage: Eukaryota; Viridiplantae; Streptophyta; Magnoliopsida; Malpighiales; Linaceae
Source: the annotation of a GenBank genome assembly
AUGGUUAAUGCCUGUCGCCAGAAACUUCAAAGGAUCGUGGGUAUCCUAGUGGGUACCUAUGGAAAAGAAUUGAAGAAGCGUGAACUUAAGAAAGCAAAGAAGAUAAUGGGCAACGACCGUGGGAGAAGGAAGACUGAUGUGCAGGAGCUUCAUGGCCACGUGGAAGGAGCAAGUAAAGGUGUCAACUUCUUAAAUGCUUUUGAUGUGGUCUACAUGGAAAGCAAUUGUUUCCUCCUUUUAAGAGGAAGCAGAGCAAUUAGAGAGAGCCAGCUCUUCUUUCGUGACUCAGCAUAUCCACGCGAGAAGUGGCUCGUUGCGCUCUUCUUAGGCAUGAAUUAG